CGGACGCCGACCUGGUCGACUAAAUUCAAUUCCGGGGCGGAUUGUGGUCCCUCUGCAUUCCCUCCAAUGAUGAGCAAUUGAACCUCGUAGUUCUCUGUGCUCUCUGACGCCUCCCCACCAAAGCCGACGGCCACGCACUGCCGCCCGCGUCCCCGAUCAGGCCAGAUCGUCGCAUCCAGUGACGCUGUGGCCAGCCGCCGUGAGAGACAGACCUAUCCCAGUGCUUACUAUUGAUUCCCCGUUCACCCUCCCCACGACUAAUCAUGCCCCGUCGAAACCGGGUGGUGUCGUCCUUGCUGGUGCUGGCUUGUGCCAGUUCCACAGCCUGGGCUAGCAAAAAGGAAUUUAACAUCCAUGACGACUUGCUAGCAGUUCCCCAAUUCGAAGUCCGCUUCCCCGACGAAUACGUCCUCGAAUCCCAGGCCCGAGACCUUCUACAGCAGCGUCAUGACAGCUCCUCCACAUUUGCCGAUUCGCAAGAAAACUCAGCCCAGGUCUAUCUAGGUCACGAUAACCAUGACACCGACCAGAUGAAAUCGCCCCGGGAAGGGGACGGCGAUUUCAGCUACGAGGAACUGCUCCUGCAUGACCAGCGAUUUCUCUGUCAGAUCCCCCGCGUCCACAUCGAUGACAGGGCCAAUGCCACGGGGAAAUCCCAUGAAGCGGACGAGCAGAAGGAAUUAGCGCGCGCGAUGGACCGGGGCCUGGAGCUCCUGCGCGAGAUGGAAGGGAAAUGCAUGUACUACAUUUCCGGAUGGUGGUCCUACUCCUUCUGCUACAAGAACCAGAUCAAGCAGUUCCACGCCCUCCCCUCGGGAAGUGGGAUCCCCAACUACCCGCCCAUGGAAGACCACACGACACACUCGUUCAUCCUGGGAAGGUUUCCUCAGGGCGACGGCGAUGACGAAGACGUUGAGAGGGAGUCCGAGCACAAGCAACCCAUUACGGACAUGGCCGAGCUACAGACGAAGGGCGGCUCCCGGUACCUCGUGCAACGGUUGGAUGGCGGCACGCGCUGCGAUCUGACGGGGCGAAACCGGAAGAUCGAGGUCCAGUUCCAUUGCCAUCCCCAGUCGACAGACCGUAUCGGCUGGAUCAAGGAGAUGACCACCUGCUCGUACCUGAUGGUCAUCUACACCCCGCGUCUAUGUAACGAUGUUGCCUUCCUGCCACCCCAGCAGGACGAGGUGCACGGAAUCGACUGUUGCGAGAUCCUCUCGCCGGCCCAGGUUCCGGACUGGGAGACGUAUCAUUUGGCACAGCGGCUGAUGGAGUCCGCCGUGGUGGAGGAGUUCCCGGUGGUUGGGGACAUCCAGGUCGGUGCCCAGAAGCUGGUCGGGUCGGAAGGCAAGGAGAUCGAGAAAGGACGCGUGGCGUGGGCCGGGGAAGAGAGGAUCGACGUGGUGGCCAAGCGUGAGAAUGGCGAAGUAUACCAGAUGUCUCGCGAGGACCUGAAGAAGUAUGACCUGGACCCGGAGAAGCUGGACACCCUGAAAAAGCGUUUAGAGGAGUGGGCCAAGGGCAAGGACUGGACGUUGGAGGUGAUCGAAAUCAAUGGGGAACGUCAACUGCGGGGUCUCGUCGAUGAGGACGAAGAAGAGGAAGACGGCAGUUACGGAGAAGAGGGUUCUCAGGAGGAGAUGAUCACGGAAGCCCCGUCUAAGGAAGGGGAGAAAGCAGAGCCACAAGAGCAGGAGUCAUCGGAGACACAGGGCACACGGGAGGCGCCAGGCACGCCAGACGAGCAGAAUGAGCAGUCAUCGGAGUCGGAUGAGGUUGAGGAGAUUACGGUUGUCCCAGUUGCCAUGUACUGGGACUAUUGAAACCCCAUUGGUUUUAUUUUUCCUAGUUUGCGCGGAGACUAUUGAUUGAGCGAAUCCAAUUGACUCGAACCCGACAAUGGCGAGUGGGCAGAGCCAAUGGUGACGGGGAGAGGCCAUGAGUGCCCAAAGAGGCUGGGCUGACCGAUAAGGGGGGUAUAUGCAUUCCAGGCUCUCUCGAGGAGUCGAGGGCCCCUUAUGGGUGAUUUGGUCGAGAUUGAGGGAGGUCAAAUGGUAGUUCUAUUACAUAGGGACGGUAUAUAGAUAAAUCACCUUGCUUGAGCGA
Molecule: messenger RNA, 2106 nt
Organism: Aspergillus sclerotioniger CBS 115572
Lineage: Eukaryota; Fungi; Ascomycota; Eurotiomycetes; Eurotiales; Aspergillaceae
Product: PRKCSH domain-containing protein
Exons: 3
Coding region: 264-1823 (519 amino acids)
Biological process (GO): endoplasmic reticulum unfolded protein response; retrograde protein transport, ER to cytosol
Cellular component (GO): endoplasmic reticulum lumen
Source: RefSeq, a predicted model, not a curated record